GAAGCGCUCGAGCAGGAGACCCGGGGUGACCGGGUUGGUAGCUGCUGGCUCGAGGGAGCCCCUGCGCCCUCCGCCAUGGCCUGGACCAAGUACCAGCUGUUCCUGGCCGGGCUCAUGCUCGUCACCGGCUCCAUCAACACGCUCUCGGCAAAGUGGGCGGACAACUUCACGGCUGAGGGCUGCGGAGGGAGCAAGGAACACAGCUUCCAGCAUCCUUUCCUCCAGGCAGUGGGCAUGUUCCUGGGAGAGUUCUCCUGCCUGGCUGCCUUCUACCUCCUCCAGUGCAGAGCCGCAGGCCAGUCAGACUCCAGCGUGGACCCCCAACAGCCCUUCAACCCCCUUCUUUUCCUGCCCCCAGCCCUCUGUGACAUGACAGGGACCAGCCUCAUGUAUGUGGCUCUGAACAUGACCAGUGCCUCCAGCUUCCAGAUGCUGCGGGGCGCAGUGAUCAUAUUCACUGGCCUGUUCUCAGUGGCCUUCCUGGGCCGGAGGCUGGUCCUGAGCCAGUGGCUGGGCAUCCUGGCCACCAUCGCGGGGCUGGUGGUUGUGGGGCUGGCCGACCUCCUGAGCAAGCAUGACGAUCAGCACAAGCUCAGCGAAGUGAUCACAGGGGACCUGUUGAUCAUCAUGGCCCAGAUCAUCGUCGCCAUCCAGAUGGUGCUAGAGGAGAAGUUCGUCUACAAACACAACGUGCACCCACUUCGGGCCGUCGGCACUGAGGGCCUCUUCGGCUUCGUGAUCCUGUCCCUGCUGCUGGUACCCAUGUACUACAUCCCCGCCGGCUCCUUCAGCGGAAACCCUCGAGGGACACUAGAGGACGCCCUGGAUGCCUUCUGCCAGGUAGGCCGGCAGCCGCUCAUCGCCCUGGCGCUGCUGGGCAACAUCAGCAGCAUCGCCUUCUUCAACUUUGCCGGCAUCAGCGUCACCAAGGAGCUGAGCGCAACCACCCGCAUGGUGCUGGACAGCUUGCGCACUGUCGUCAUCUGGGCAGUGAGCCUGGCGCUGGGCUGGGAGGCCUUCCACGCGCUGCAGAUCCUCGGCUUCCUCAUCCUCCUGAUGGGCACCGCCCUCUACAACGGGCUGCACCGCCCGCUGCUGGCCCGCCUGCCCCGGAGCCGGCCCCUGGCGGAGGAGGGCGAGCAGGAGAGACUGCUGGGUGGCACCCGGACCCCCAUCAACGAUACCAGCUGAGCCUCCCUUGAGGCCUCUGCGGCCACCCGGGUGCUCCUUCACCCUGAGGCUGAGGCCACACAGGCUGGUGAGCCUCGAGUGCCCUGUCCCUACAGACCCCCAGGGCAGCUGCUGCCACAGAAGACACAACACCCAAGUCCUCCUUCCUUGCCACCCCCUGCAGGGUGGUCGUACCCAGCCCCCACAGGCCUCUGAGCCCCUCCUGCACCACUAGCGCUAAAUCAUGAAGUUGAAUUGCAGGAAUUUACAACCCUAGUGUUUCCGGAUCAUAAAUUAGAUUAUCAUAAUAGAUUAUCUAGUUUAUGUGCUAUAAGCUAAAUUUGGUUCUCGGAAGAAGUCAGUGAGCAAGUUUAAGCCAGAACUAAGCAUUGUACUUCCUAAAACUUAUAAGAUAAUCCCUAAACCUGUCUGGAGACCUGGGUUUCAGCCCAGACUCUGCUCAGUGUCUGCCCCCAGCAUGUUACCUAACUGGCCCAGUGCCGAGUAACGCCAGGACCCCGGGCAUUGUGUUAAGUGCUUAACUUAACACAUUCUGUCGCAUAACACCCUUCAGAGGUGGGUACAGGUGAAGAAACUGUGGCCCAAAGAAGGUGAAGAGACUUCUUCAUGGAGCCAGUAUCCCACCUAGAUUUACCUGAUUCUAGACCUCUGACCCACCUGCCAUAUGGGUCUCUGUGGGGUCUUCGGGGCAGGUUUCCUAUGGCUGGGCUGGAAGCUUCUUGUACUGUUGUCCUCCAGGUAACCCUGACACAGGAAAGUGACUCCUGACGCUGGGAGCCACUUGAGGUCCAGGUGGGUCCUUGGCUUCACGCAAUUAAAUUCAGGAGACAGUAUAAAGUGAAAGCGAGAUUUACUCAGAAACUCCAAAAAGUCUACUCCACAGAGUAAAGGCUGGCCCUCCCUGCAGAAGAGAACCUGCCCCUUGGUUCCCUGUUGCCUUUCUAUGUAAGCAACAGGUUAAACAAUGAGAGGAAUAUUCACAGAAGGGGCAGUGUUCCUCCACCAUCUUGGUUCUCACCAGUUGGAACUUGCCCUGCCUCCAUCCUGUUUUGAUCAGGGCAAUUUGAAACUUUGAGACGUCCUGACUCAGGUAAUGCCACAGCAAUGCCCAAACCUGCCAGUUCCCUGUCUCAACCCCACCCUGAAGAGAAGGGAGGACAGGACCCCAGGGAGCUGAGCAGCCCCUAGUUGCAGUGUUGGGCCCUGGGCGCUGGGUGCGUGGUCAGGCUUGACGCACAGCCUCAAGCCAUUUUCCUGGGCAGCUUAGUCAAACAAAGCACUAAUGCCUUCCUUAAAAUAGCCUCUGAGAGAAGGGAGCUUUUGGCAAGGGAAGCUCUCAGGUUGUGUGGGAUUCCAGCAGGUUAUUAAUGUGGCUUGUUGCGGGCAGGUCCAUUCCACCAGCUCUGAAUCCCAGGGGGCCAGAGCUUCUCUGGGCCACGGUGUCCGUUGAGGGAAGAAGGAAAUGCACAGUGAGGGUGGUGGAGACUACAGCUGCCUUGUCCAAAACCUGGGGCCUUAGAAUGUUGUCUCGGACUUUCAUUUUUAAUAAAAGAAAAGGAAAAUUGA
Molecule: messenger RNA, 2757 nt
Organism: Lemur catta (Ring-tailed lemur)
Lineage: Eukaryota; Metazoa; Chordata; Mammalia; Primates; Lemuridae
Gene: SLC35F6
Product: solute carrier family 35 member F6
Exons: 6
Coding region: 76-1191 (371 amino acids)
Biological process (GO): transmembrane transport
Cellular component (GO): membrane; intracellular membrane-bounded organelle
Molecular function (GO): transmembrane transporter activity
Source: RefSeq, a predicted model, not a curated record